AUGUCUUUCCGCAGCAUAGUUCGUGACGUGAGAGACAGUAUAGGAAGUCUAUCAAGGCGUAGAUUCGACUUUAAGUUAAGCAAGUCUCGUGGCUCGGUUCAAGACUAUCAUGAGGAACAACAACAAGAGCCUCUAGUACAUGUUCAAGAAACCCCUUGGGCGAAUCUACCUCCUGAGUUAUUGCAUGAUGUGAUCAAAAGGCUGGAAGAGAGCGAAAGCGCAUGGCCUGCUCGUAGACAUGUUGUUGCUUGUGCUUCUGUUUGCAGGUCUUGGAGAGAUAUGUGUAAAGAGAUUGUUCAAAGGCCUGAGCUUUCUGGCAAAAUCACUUUCCCUGUUUCCCUCAAACAGGACCGGCCCUAA
This is a messenger RNA of Eruca vesicaria subsp. sativa (arugula), 360 nucleotides long. The record is from the annotation of a GenBank genome assembly. NCBI's taxonomy places the organism in Eukaryota, Viridiplantae, Streptophyta, Magnoliopsida, Brassicales, Brassicaceae.